Messenger RNA from Poecilia latipinna (sailfin molly), 2089 nucleotides. RefSeq names its product G1 to S phase transition 1 (gene gspt1). The transcript has 12 exons. Gene Ontology annotation, molecular function: GTPase activity; GTP binding. The coding region runs from base 333 to 2003 and encodes 556 amino acids. The record is from RefSeq and is a predicted model, not a curated record. NCBI's taxonomy places the organism in Eukaryota, Metazoa, Chordata, Actinopteri, Cyprinodontiformes, Poeciliidae.
CCGGUCACCACCCCACUCUGUUCAAGUGCUGCUAAUCUUACUCUGUCCGCCUCUGUUUAAAUAGUAAAACGCGUUGGUUUCAGUGGUGGCGCCAUGCCGCCCCCUGGUGGCGCCAGCGGGACUUGCAGCUCGCUCCGGGCGCAGCGCUACUCGCAGAUCCAUAUGCUGGUGAAAGCCAGACUGAAUCGCUAUGGGAACUUCACCAGGCGAGUUCCUCCGAGUCUGAACCAAAGCAGCAACUCAUCGCGUCUGAACGGAACCGCAGAACCGGCCCACCUUGACUCGGAGGGCGGCCUACAAGUUGUUCAACUCCAGAAGAAGAAGAAGAAGCCAUGGACUCGAGAGACACAGCCCCGGAUUCAUGGGAGCAGGAGGAGGAUGCCGAGGCCCCGGCUCCCGCGGCGGAGCUCCCAGCCGCCUUCGCCGCCCUCAAUGUGAACGCCAAGCCGUUCGUCCCCAACGUGAACGCCCCGGUGUUUGUGCCGAGCUUCCUUCAGGCCAGCAGCGCCGGAAUCCCGGCUUCAGACGGUCCUCCGGAACCAGCUGCUAGCAUGGAGGUGACGGACACAGCCGCACCAGUGGAGAACGGAAACACAGAGGCUGACAUGGCGGCGGAGGAGGAAACGUGGGAGCAGAAGGAGGAGCCCGGGGGAGGCGAGGGAGGCGGCGGGCAGGAGGAGCUGGGAACGGAGGGGGGCGGCGAAGAAGGCGGCGCCGCGGGGAGAGAGGAUGAGGAGAUGAUGGAGGAGGAAGAGGAGGAGAUCCCCCUCCCUAAGGUGGCCCCGCCGCCGCCUGAUGCUCCCAAGAAGGAACACGUGAACGUCGUCUUCAUCGGUCACGUCGAUGCUGGUAAAUCCACCAUCGGAGGGCAGAUCAUGUACCUCACUGGGAUGGUGGACAAGCGAACGCUGGAGAAAUACGAACGAGAGGCGAAGGAGAAGAACAGGGAGACAUGGUAUUUGUCGUGGGCUCUGGACACCAACCAGGAGGAGAGAGACAAGGGCAAGACGGUGGAGGUGGGGAGGGCUUACUUUGAGACGGAGAAGAAACAUUUCACCAUCCUGGACGCGCCGGGACACAAGAGCUUCGUCCCCAACAUGAUCGGCGGCGCGUCGCAGGCCGACCUGGCGGUUCUGGUCAUUUCGGCCAGAAAAGGCGAGUUUGAGACGGGCUUUGAGAAGGGCGGCCAGACGCGGGAGCACGCCAUGCUAGCUAAAACAGCCGGCGUUAAACAUCUGAUCGUUCUGGUCAACAAGAUGGAUGACCCCACCGUGAACUGGAGCCUCGAAAGGUAUGAGGAGUGUAAAGAGAAGCUGGUGCCAUUUUUAAAGAAGGUGGGCUUCAACCCAAAGAAGGACAUCCACUUCAUGCCUUGUUCUGGACUCACAGGUGCCAACCUCAAAGACCCAGUGCCCGAGUGUCCCUGGUACACGGGUCUGCCCUUCAUCUCCCACCUGGACAGUUUGCCAAACUUCAACAGAUCUAGCGACGGGCCUGUCAGACUACCGAUAGUGGACAAGUACAAGGACAUGGGGACGGUGAUCCUGGGGAAGCUGGAGUCCGGCUCCAUCAGUAAGGCUCAGCAGCUGGUCAUGAUGCCCAACAGGCACACGGUGGAGGUUCUGAGCCUGCUGAGCGACGACGUGGAGACGGACGACGCCGGGCCGGGGGAGAACCUGAAGCUGCGGCUCAAAGGAAUAGAAGAGGAGGAGAUUCUGCCCGGCUUCAUCCUCUGCAGCCCCGACAACCUGUGCCACUCGGGCCGCACCUUCGACGCUCAGAUCGUCAUCAUUGAGCACAAGUCCAUCAUUUGUCCCGGUUACAACGCGGUGCUUCACAUCCACACCUGCAUCGAAGAGGUGCAGAUCACGGUGAGUCGCCGCGUCCUGAUUGGCUCCUUCCAGUCAGGAAACCCGGCAGCAAGACACUUUCUCAUUGGACGGGUUUUCUGUCGCAACAAAGAUCCUUUCAGUGUUUCAGUAGAAAACUGCUCAGAUCUGUGAUAAAAAACGACCAAAUUGGCUUCAAACACAAACCAGAGGCUCAUUUUUUGAUAAGUUUAUGUCACUAUGUCUUAGGCCUGGGCAGA